This is a messenger RNA of Drosophila elegans, 3956 nucleotides long. RefSeq lists its product as uncharacterized. The record is from RefSeq and is a predicted model, not a curated record. Lineage: Eukaryota; Metazoa; Arthropoda; Insecta; Diptera; Drosophilidae. The transcript has 4 exons. The coding region runs from base 119 to 3730 and encodes 1203 amino acids. Gene Ontology annotation, biological process: trehalose catabolic process. Gene Ontology annotation, molecular function: alpha,alpha-trehalase activity.
AACCCCAGUCGCCUGGGAGUCGUUGAUCGGCGAAAAACCCUAACUUGGUCUGGUUAUCGGACGCUCUGUUCAUCAGCUUGGCCUUAGCAUUGAAACACCGAAAACUCCUGGCUAGAAGAUGGAGAACAAGUGCCGCUGCGGUGCACAGACCAUCGGUGGGCAGAACAGAACUGUCUUCUGCGAAGGUCCCCUGCUAGACGCUGUUCAGCGGUCGAAUAUGUUUCCCUGCUGCAAACACUUUGUGGACAUGAGCUGCAUUUUUUCGCCCACCCAAACGAUGGCCGAUUAUGACAUGUUCUCCAAUUGCCGCAAGAACGACGGCUCCGUGAGGUUCCUGCAAAUGUUUGUGGAGAGACACUUUAAUGAUCCUGGAUCGGAGCUGGAAACCUGGACUCCUCCCGAUUGGAAGGCUCAGCCAUCCUUUCUAGUCAAGAUCUCUGACCCCGAAAUAAAGCAAUUCGGAUCUGAUGUCAACAAACUUUGGAGGCAAUUAGGGCGACGCGUUAAAGAUGAAGUCAAAGAGAGUCCCGAUCAGUACUCUAUACUUUACAUACCCAAUCCCUUCAUAGUGUGCUCCUCGCAUUGCCGGGAGUAUCGAUACUGGGAUUCGUUUUGGAUCAUUCGAGGUUUACUUAAGUGUGGCAUGCAUCAAACUGCCCGGGGCAUGAUCGACAACUUUUUGGCACUAGUUCAGCAAUACGGAUUUGUGCCUGGUUGUGGCCGGAUUUACUGCACGGGACGAUCGAACCCGCCACUCCUCAUAAUGAUGGUUAAAUCCUAUGUGGAGGUGACCAAGGACGAAAAGUACGCAUUGAACUCGCUGCCGCUAUUGGAGACCGAGUACGAGACCUUCAUAAGCAAGCACUCGAUUCAGGUGAGGGGCAGGACCAUGUAUCAGUACAGGGACUCAUCCGCAGGACCAAGACCGGAGGCUUACAGGGAAGAUCUGAGGAGUGUGGCCACCAUCAGUGAUCCUCUCGACCGAGAGGUUCUGUUCACUGAACUAAAAUCAGCAGCUGAGUCGGGCAUGGACUUUAGUUCCCGCUGGUUUAUGGCCCCCGAUGGCUCCAAUCAGGGAUCCCUGGCGGACACAAAAACCUCGGCCAUUGUGCCCGUAGAACUGAACGCCAUUGUGUUCCGGAGUGGCAAAAUCCUGGCCGAAUUCAAUCGCAAGGUGGGCAAUACCAAAAAAGCCGAUGAGUACCAGGAUCGAGCUUGUGGCCUGGUCAAAGCUAUUCGGGAUAAUCUGUGGAACGAUAAGGCCGGGAUUUGGUUGGACUACGAUGUGGCCAACAACAGGCCGCGCAACUACUUCUGCUGCACGAACUUCGCUCCCUUGUGGGCCAGGGCCUAUCCCCUGGUCGACAGCGACAAGGUUUCCAAGGGGGUGAUGCAGUACAUCCAUACCAAUAAUCUGGAUGAAAUGUACGGGGGCGUGCCGAACACCCUAAAUAAGGAGGCGGGCCAGAAGUGGGAUUACCCCAACGUCUUUCCACCCAUGAUGUUCCUGGUCAUCGAAGGACUCGACAAUCUGGGAACUCCGGCUUCCAAGGCAAUGUCCAAAAGAUGGGCCCAUCGCUGGGUCAAGUCCAAUUAUGCGGCCUACAAGUACGAGAACUUCAUGUUUGAGAAGUAUUACUGCGAGGAAUUCGGCUCUUCCGGAGGAGCAAGCCCGGAAAACACUCCAGUGGGAUACGGCUGGUCUAACGGCGUGGUCAUCGAGUUUCUCUGCAAGUACGGAAAGGAAAUAAACCUGGCCGACGACGUCGACGAGGGCUGCAAGUGCAAGGCGCGCAAGUCACCAGGGACGAGAAACGGGAAGCACUCGUACAUCAUUACCAGUGAGGCGGACAUGGAUGACCAGGUAUCCAAGAAGUCCUGCGUUUGUGCUGCUCCUUCAACAGCAACAGGAGCAUCAGGAGCAACAGCAGCGACGGCAAGCAAAUCCACAUCUACAAUGAACGGACCAGCUCAACCGGAUGACAGUUGCUCUUGUGGCAUUGCCCAAGCUGCCAAGCAGCAAAAUCAGCAGCAGCAACACGGACAAGCAGGGCAGGAUGGCAAGUGUUCCUGUGGGCCACAGCAAAAGACUCACCAGCAAUCGCAAGCUCAAAUGCAGCGAUCUCAGCCGCAGGUGCAACAGGGACAAGCAGGAGCAGGAGCAGAUUGCGCUUGUGGAGCAGGAGCACGUCUGCAACAACAGAAGUCCCAGCAGCAAUCACAAGCAGUGGGUGCUCCAAAUGCAGCCAGUUGCGGAAUAUGUGGUGCACAGAAACAGCAGCAAUCGCAAGCCCAAAUGCAGCGAUCUCAGCCGCAGAUGCAACAGGGACAAACAGGAGCAGGAGCAGAUUGCGCUUGUGGAGCAGGGGCACGUCUGCAACAACAGAAGUCCCAGCAGCAAUCACAAGCAGUGGGUGCUCCAAAAGCAGCCAGUUGCGGAAUAUGUGGUGCACAGAAACAGCAGCAAUCGCAAGCCCAAAUGCAGAGAUCUCAGAUGCAACAAACAGGGGCAGACUGCGCAUGUGGGGCAGAAGCACAUCUGCAGCAGGAAACGGCCCAAAUGCAGCGAUCUCAGCAGCAGAUGCAACCAGAACAACCUGGAAAAGAUUGCUCUUGUGGAGCAGGAGUGCAAUCUGCGCGAUACCAGCAGCAACUACAAUCCCAGCACGAUCCGGAUUGUCCUUGCUCCGGCCAGCCGAAACCAAUACCAAAGGGGCAAUCCCAGGUAUCGGGAACCAUUGUCUUCCAGGGACAACAUCCACCGGAAGAUGCGGACUGCGAGUGCUCCGUUGAUGAGCGGCAGCAGCAACAGACGCAACAGCAGCAGCAGCAACAGGAUUGCAUGCAGCAGCAAAGGCAGCUGCAACAGGAGCAUCAAAGUCAGCAGCAGCAGCUGCAAAGCGACCAGGAGAAGGAGGAUUGCUCAUCGAAACCAAUGCCCCAGGAUUGCUCCCAGUAUCUAAAGGAGCAGGGGCAGGAACAACGGCAAUCUGAAGGCACCUGCGGUUGCAUGGACGACGAGGAUCAGGAACUGCAGAGGCAACACGACCAGCUCACUGGCCACUACUUUCCAGUGGUCGAUAAGGAAGCGGGUGAGUGCUCGGACCAGGAAGAACACUCGUCACCGCAAAAGACAGAAUGCGAUGGAUCCGGCAGGGAGGAUUGCCCGGAAGGUCCGGAAGAAGAUUGUGGCUGCAGUGGACAGGAUAAGCAGCAACGGGCACCCGUUGCGGAAUGUGCUCAGCCAAAGACGCAACAAUAUGGAGCUGCCGAUGAUUGCAGUUGCUCCUUGGGUAAAGGUCAAGGUCAAGCACCACCGCCCACCUUCAUAUGUCCGCAUUGUGGUGGCAUAACCAGUGAGGCGCAGUUCAACCACGUGUCCACCCAGUCCCAGAUUGACCCCAAUCGACCCUCGUUGCCGCCGGAAGAUGACUGCGACUGUACCAAGGGAGCAGCGGGUCAGCAACUUCGCGAAUUGGCCAGCAUGGGUCUGCAGAGUGGUCACAGCAAGGUGGUGGCAGGUGGUCCAAGUGGUGCCCAGAAACCAGAGUGUGGUCCCUGCAAGGCUCACAUGGCAUCAGACUAUCCGCCGGACCAUGGACCCAGGCCCUUGUACAACAAACAAUUUCCACUGGCCGAUCCUGUGAGUAAGAUCCAAGGUUGUCCCACGGUCAAUGAGGAGAAAAGCAAGAAGAGAAAGUGCUGCAAUUGCGAUGAAAAGGAGGAAUAGGUCUACUUCACCUAGAGAUUAAUUACAAUCAAUUAAAAUCAAGCGAGGGCCCAACCGAAGAACUGGAAGUAAAUUUUUGGUGUGACAAAUUCUUAGAACUCUUUUAAAAUUCAAAAGCCUUAGGACCUCGACUUUUGGCCACCAAUUACAUAUUAAAUUAUUGUAUUAUAUUUAAUAAGUCAUUUUGAAACAUAAAAUUACUUUGUUGAAGUACGAGUACACAGUA